This is a messenger RNA of Lindgomyces ingoldianus, 736 nucleotides long. RefSeq lists its product as uncharacterized. The record is from RefSeq and is a predicted model, not a curated record. The transcript has 2 exons. NCBI's taxonomy places the organism in Eukaryota, Fungi, Ascomycota, Dothideomycetes, Pleosporales, Lindgomycetaceae. Bases 87 to 578 code for a protein of 163 amino acids.
CAAAACUAAAUCAGCCGUAUCGCUUGGGAAUAUUCGCAGGCGGCCAAGUCAGUCGGUAUUACUUCUUCCAAAUAACGUAUAUUGUAAUGACAUUAGAAAAGCGAAUUGCUUCUUCCAAUUUUCGCUCCGAGUCUCAGUGCGGGGUGUGCAGCGGGAUGCACAGCUUCGGCAUUCUCCGCCCUUUGGGACAAAAGUCUCACCCUGCCAGAGGGUGGAUACGUAAAAUUAAGUGUGGCGAGGAAUUUUGUGACAGAACGCGAUCGUAUCAAUCUAUCAAACAGGCGGGCGGAUGCUCCUUUGGCGGAGAAAGCCAAAGAUGUGGCACAGCUCUGCCGGUUUUGCCAGAAUGCGCCAUUCUGCCGGGGAGUGGACGCGUAUACGCCACAUCGGUGGCGUCGAUCAUCCUUAAGCGAUGUGGCUCCUGCCAUCUGGCUCCCACGAACGAUUCCUCGUUGAGCGGGGAGACGCGUACUCUUGCAGCACCGCAAAGGCGAUGGCACUUGAGGUCGUUCCACUGUUCCAAAGACCUUUUCAUCUUCAGAAUCAUACCAUAUAGCGUGAUUUGGGGUGCCAGCUGAAAGAGACACACCGUCCGAAAAGAGGGGAAAUACGUGACUAUGAGUGGGACAAGUCUCGGAUAGGCUCGAUCAAAGGCACCUCGUUCUUUGUGGGCGCAAGCUUGAAGACAGUAUCGGCAUCGGCCGCUGAUGUCAGAUGCGACCGCGUUUUGAAUUUG